UAAAGGUGUUUGAGCCAUUGGUGAGAGUUCUUCAUUUGGUUGAUGGGGAUAUUAAGCCAUCGAUGGCUUGGUUGUAUGGAGAGUUGGUGAAUGCAAAGAGGGAGAUGAAGGAGGCAUUUAACAACUUGGAGAGGAACUACAAAGAUACUAUGGGCAUUGUUGAAAAGAAGAUGAAUGGAAGGCUAGAUUCUCCACUGCACAUGGCCGCAUAUGUGUUGAACCCACACUAUAGUUAUGCAGAUAGCUCCGUCUUUACCACUGCAAAUGAAGGAUUUCAAGAGUGUGCUGAACAAUACUAUGCAAAUGAUCAUGAUACUUGCAUGCUGGUUGUCAAUGACGAGUUUCUGAAAUAUGAAAACAAAGAAGGAACUUUUGGAAAGAAGCUUGCAAAAGCAUGUGAAAAUAAAAGCUACAGCCCCGUUGGUUGGUGGAAGCUUUAUGGAGGAGAAACACCAAAUUUGAAAGAAAUGGCUAUGAGAAUCCUCUCUCUGACCUCUAGCUCUUCUGGUUGUGAAAGAAACUGGAGUGCAUUUGAAUCGGUAUUAUCUCUUCUCUCAAUUUUAUACAUACCAAGAGAAGAAAUAGGCUCACAACGGAAAUGGGAUGUGCUCAUAAGGUUCAACAAUAGGAUGUUGUCUAGGAAACAAAAGCUCCUAGAGAAGAAGAAAUGGGAUGUGCUCAUUAGCACCGAUGCUACCGAAGCUCAAGGAUUUCUAUUUGAAGGAGGGGGUGAUUAUGCAAGCGUUGUUUAUCUUGAUGAGGAGGAUGGAGAUGUUCAUCCGGGUACGGGGAUAUCAUGGGAUCUACUUGGUGAAGCAAUGGGAGCACAAGAGCAACUCCAACUUCAGAGGAGUGCAAGAGUGAGAGACCUUGAGGAGGAGUUUGAAUCCGAUCAUGAUGAUGAGAUAGUAGAUGAAGAUGAGAUUGAGUAUGAGGAUGAUUGA
Molecule: messenger RNA, 944 nt
Organism: Triticum aestivum (bread wheat)
Lineage: Eukaryota; Viridiplantae; Streptophyta; Magnoliopsida; Poales; Poaceae
Exons: 3
Coding region: 63-944 (293 amino acids)
Molecular function (GO): protein dimerization activity
Source: RefSeq, a predicted model, not a curated record